Messenger RNA from Solanum verrucosum, 342 nucleotides. Its product is annotated as protein RALF-like 32. The transcript has a single exon. Bases 7 to 342 code for a protein of 111 amino acids. NCBI's taxonomy places the organism in Eukaryota, Viridiplantae, Streptophyta, Magnoliopsida, Solanales, Solanaceae. The record is from RefSeq and is a predicted model, not a curated record.
ACAAAAAUGGAAGCUCCAAAUUUCAUAAAAUUGUUCUAUUUCUUAACUUUUUUUCUUACCAUUUUAUUUAUAAUUACAUCUGUUAAUAGCCAAUCACAAUGCAAUGAUACAAUAGCUAAGUGUAAUGAAGAUAUGGAGUUUUUAAUGGAAUCUGAAAUUAGCAAAAGAUUUCUUGCAGAAAGAAAAAAAUAUAUUUCUCCUGGAGCUUUGAAAAGAGAUCAACCGGUUUGUAACGGCGGCGGAAGCGGUCAACCGUAUUCGCGGAGCUGCCUUCCGCCGCCAUCGAAUCCGUAUAGUAGAGGUUGUUCCAAGUAUUAUCGUUGUAGAGAUGAUCCUGAAUGA